Messenger RNA from Paramecium octaurelia, 1139 nucleotides. The record is from the annotation of a GenBank genome assembly. Lineage: Eukaryota; Ciliophora; Oligohymenophorea; Peniculida; Parameciidae.
AUGAAAUAUAUAGUGCUCUUUGCUUUGGUACUUUUGACAAUCGCAGUCAAUGACAAUCAGACAAAGUAAUUGUUAAAUAAAUAAAAAGACAAAAAUCAAUUGAGGAAUAACAUCCUUCUCUUUUUAGAGCAUUAAAAAACAUGGCAUUAUUACAAGAGCAAUCAUAAUAAUUGGACUACUCUCGUCUGAUCAAUGCCAUCAACGAUCUUGAAUCUGAAAUCGCACAGAACAAGGAAGAUGAAAAUGCCUCAUUCAACAAGGACUUUUUAUCCAACAAUGCAGAUUAAGAGUUUUAUGAAAAUCAAAUCACUCAAUAUCAAGUGGAAGUGGCUCAACAUGAAGUUGAUUUGGCUGAUCUUACAGAAGCUAGGAACUCAUUACAAUCCUUAUUGAAUGAUUCAAUCAAGGAACAAUAGGAUGUUACUCUCUUGAGAAAUCAAUUGGAUCAAUAGAUAAAGACUGAUGCUGCUAAUACUGCUGCCCAAUUACAAGAGUUUGAUGAUUCUGCUGCUGCAAUCGAUGAAGCUCUUAACUUGUUGACCUCCUUGAAGAAUGCUGAUAGUUUGGCAUAAGUCAAUGACAAAUUGAAGACUCAUUUAAGUCAACAAAAGGUGUUCUUCCAACCCUUGAUUGUUGCUCUUGCUGAUAUUGCCUAAUCUAAGUAAAACACAAUACUAGAUUACUUUAUAGUUUCGCAAAUCAAGAAUUGAUCAGCAAAGUCACUAAUCUUCUCAACUAAUUGAGAACUUCACUCCUGGAAAGCAGAUUACAAUUGGUAGUGUCAUCUUAAGGAUUGGAAGCAUUGAAUAAGGAAUUGUUGACUACCUACGAUGACAAAUUAAAUGUGUUAUCCACAGUUGUCUUACCAGAUUUGAGAGAGAACAUUGAAAUCAAGGAUGGUAUGUGUUUGAAUAUCCAAUAAUGUAGCUGAAAUCAAGGCCAAGUCAAAUUUACUUAAUGAUGCCAAAUCCAAUUUGUAAGAUGCUCAAGAUAACUUGAAAGCCACUUAGGAUGCUUGGAUCGUUAGAGCUAAUUUGAACUCUAAAUUAGUCUAAUAAUAUGACAAUGAUCUAUCACUUAUUCAAUAAGUCAAAUAAAGUUUUGACAGGGCAGGUAUCAAAUAAUGAUUGAAUAACAAC